Lepisosteus oculatus (spotted gar) is the source of this 1630-nucleotide messenger RNA. Its product is annotated as prolactin-releasing peptide receptor-like. The record is from RefSeq and is a predicted model, not a curated record. NCBI's taxonomy places the organism in Eukaryota, Metazoa, Chordata, Actinopteri, Semionotiformes, Lepisosteidae. Gene Ontology annotation, biological process: G protein-coupled receptor signaling pathway. Gene Ontology annotation, molecular function: neuropeptide binding; neuropeptide Y receptor activity. Gene Ontology annotation, cellular component: neuron projection; plasma membrane.
UCUAAAAUUUAACAGUACUCUCAUGCACAUCAUCUCAGAUACAGUACAUCUGGAUCUGUGAUGUUCCUACCAGUCAUGUAAACCUGCUCGGUUUAAAAACUGUUGGUGGUUUAUAGCUGUAAAUGAGAUAAUGUUGAUGGCAGGUUAUCAGACUACAGAACAACGUUGCUUUUCUGAAAGGACUCUCGAAUGGAGACUCUCGCGUGAAACAAUGCUUAACCAGUUUGAGUGGCGACACGUUCAUGGAUAGAAUAAAAGUGCAGCCCACCAUUGCAAUUCCUAUUAUUUCUAACUUAAAAGUCACACGAUGGGAUUUGCAGCUAGACACCAAUAGACAGAGGAAGCAAAAUGACUAAUCAUUCUUCUGAAUUUGGGUGGGGGCUGCAACUUUUCGAUAAUAAAACGGAAAAGACACUGGUCAAAGUGCCAAACGAGACUUUUGCAGCAUUUCAAGGUUUGCAGUUGAUUCAGCAACUUAAGGCUGUAAUAAUCCCAUUAUAUGCCGCUGUUGUCAUCAUCGGAAUUAUUGGUAACUUUCUUUUGGUGUCGGUAAUAAUGAGAGUAAAGAAACUGCACAAUGUGACUAAUUUCCUCAUAGGAAAUCUCGCUACUUCAGAUGUUCUAAUGUGCACAACCUGCAUUCCUCUCACCUUAGCCUACGUGUACGAACCCAAAGGUUGGCUCUUCGGCAAUUCAAUGUGCUAUUUCGUACUUUUUAUGCAGCCGGUGACAGUCUAUGUUUCUAUUUUCACUCUGACCGCAAUUGCUGUGGACCGCUACAUUGUGAUCGUCCACCCGUUGCGCCGCAGAAUUUCUCUGAAACUAAGCGCUUACCUGAUGCUCUUCAUUUGGAUAAUCGCGUGUUGUCUUGCUGUUCCUGCCAUGGCUAACACCUACUAUGUAGAAUUAAAGGAUCAGGGAAUCACCAUCUGCGAAGAGUUCUGGGAAACCAAAGAAAGUCAAAGACAAGCCUAUGCUUUCUGCCUGCUGUUUAUUUCAUUUUUGUUGCCGCUCUUGGUGAUCCUGAUAUCAUACGUGAGAAUUUCUGUGAAAUUGAAGAACAGGGUUAUGCCCGGCAGUGUAACACAAAGCCAAGCAGACUGGGACAAAGCCAGGAAGAAAAGGACGUUCUGUUUGUUGGUCAUAGUUGUAGUCGUGUUCGGCAUCUGCUGGCUGCCUUUGCACAUGUUUAACAUCAUUCGCGAUAUUAACAUCAACAUUAUCAGUAAAUAUUACUUCAACCUGAUGCAGCUCUCCUGCCACUGGUUCGCCAUGAGUUCAGUCUGCUAUAAUCCAUUCAUCUACGCAUGGCUGCACGACAGUUUCAGAAAGGAGCUAAAGAAACUGUUUAUUUGGCGAAGAAAGAUUGCUCCUUACGGACACAGCGUAACAGUGAGUGUAGUUUUGUAAUAAAGAACUUAUUCAUGAGCAAACCAUUGUAAUUUAACCAAAAGUUUUGUAUUUAUUUUAUUAUGAUUUAAAAAACACACAUAUUGAAGAAUGUAUUGCCAUAAACGUAAUGUCUUUAAAAUGUAUUUUGUAAACCCCACCUUUACAUAACAACAAUAGAUUUUCUGUGAAUAAACGUAAAGUGUAUGUACAGGUACUGUGUGUUCACGAUUAAAACUAA